AGAGCAGCCGAUUGGCAGAACGGUGCUUUCAGGAACAAUAACAGUGGGGGGAGCCUGGGUCCUGGGGAGCCGCCCCCGGCCCCCCCAGCACCGCAGCGAGGCUCGCGCCCACCGCCGGAUACCCACCUCCGCGCCCGCCCCGCGGGCUGAGCGGCCCGACCGGGGCCCGCCCCCGGCGCCCACCAUGUACGCCUUUGUGCGGUUCCUGGAGGACAACGUCUGCUACGCGCUGCCCGUGUCGUGCGUGCGCGACUUCAGCCCCCGCUCGCGGCUGGAUUUUGACAACCAGAAGGUGUACGCCGUGUACCGGGGCCCGGAGGAACUGGGCGCCGGGCCCGAGAGCCCCCCGCGCGCACCCCGCGACUGGGGCGCGCUGUUGCUCCACAAGGCCCAGAUCCUGGCGCUGGCAGAAGACAAAUCUGACCUUGAAAACAGUGUGAUGCAGAAGAAAAUAAAAAUCCCCAAGCUUUCUCUUAAUCAUGUAGAAGAAGAUGGAGAGGUUAAAGAUUAUGGGGAAGAAGAUUUACAGCUUAGACACAUCAAGGAUUGUCUGGGGAAAUAUUGAGCUGCAGUCCAAGAAAGUCCCAGCUGCCCUUGCCUGAACUGAUUCUCGUUGUCCUACACAGAGACCUGAGGGGCGGAAGCCGAGCGAAGUGGCGCACAAGAGCAUCGAGGCUGUGGUGGCUCGGCUAGAGAAGCAGAACGGCCUGAGCCUGGGCCAUAGCACGUGUCCGGAAGAGGUCUUCGUGGAGGCCUCGCCAGGCACAGAGGACAUGGACAGUCUAGAAGAUGCUGUGGUGCCCCGGGCUCUGUAUGAGGAGCUGCUGCGCAACUACCAGCAGCAGCAGGAAGAGAUGCGCCACCUCCAGCAGGAGCUGGAGCGGACUCGGAGGCAGCUGGUACAACAGGCCAAGAAGCUCAAGGAGUACGGGGCACUUGUGUCUGAAAUGAAGGAGCUCCGUGACCUCAACCGGAGGCUCCAGGACGUGCUGCUCCUGCGGCUUGGCAGCGGUCCCGCCAUUGAUCUGGAAAAAGUAAAGUCAGAAUGUCUCGAGCCCGAGCCGGAGUUACGGAGCACUUUCAGUGAGGAAGCAAAUACGUCGUCCUAUUACCCCGCUCCUGCGCCUGUCAUGGACAAGUAUAUCCUAGACAAUGGCAAGGUCCAUCUGGGAAGCGGGAUUUGGGUUGAUGAGGAGAAAUGGCACCAGCUACAAGUAACCCAAGGAGAUUCCAAGUACACGAAGAACUUGGCAGUUAUGAUUUGGGGAACAGAUGUUCUGAAAAACAGAAGCGUCACAGGAGUCGCCACAAAAAAAAAGAAAGAUGCAGUCCCUAAACCACCCCUCUCGCCUCACAAACUAAGCAUCGUCAGAGAGUGUUUGUAUGACAGAAUAGCACAAGAAACUGUGGAUGAAACUGAAAUUGCACAGAGACUCUCCAAAGUCAACAAGUACAUCUGUGAAAAAAUCAUGGAUAUCAAUAAAUCCUGUAAAAAUGAAGAACGAAGGGAAGCAAAAUACAAUUUGCAAUAAACUUUGGAUUUUUCAUAAAGCUUUCGUGUUUUCCUUGUGUGGCAUGUGAUUUGCGAGCGAUGGUGCCGUCCAAAUCAGACCCCACCAUGCAUGGUGGUGUGUGGGCAGGAAUCCAUUGGGCUCUGGGGUCAGCGGCUUGUUCUGAGUGUGGACACUCCAAAGAAGACAGAUGGCUUUGCUGAGACUCAGGAGCAGCCUGGCACUGGUGUCCUUCUGGGAAUGGGGAAAACACUCUUCUUGGAGGGGGAUAAGGUUGCCUGAGUUGCCUGUCACUUGACUGGGAUUUGAAUGGAUAUUUUUACCAUCCAAGGACUUCUCUGUUCCUCUAUUUUGUUCUAUAAUAAAGUUUCAUUAAUUCUUUGA
This is a messenger RNA of Piliocolobus tephrosceles (Ugandan red Colobus), 1895 nucleotides long. RefSeq names its product BEN domain containing 5 (gene BEND5). NCBI's taxonomy places the organism in Eukaryota, Metazoa, Chordata, Mammalia, Primates, Cercopithecidae. Gene Ontology annotation, molecular function: DNA binding. The transcript is spliced from 6 exons. Bases 774 to 1532 code for a protein of 252 amino acids. Gene Ontology annotation, biological process: negative regulation of DNA-templated transcription. The record is from RefSeq and is a predicted model, not a curated record.